AUGAAUAAUUCUGCUCGCGGCCCCGUAGACUGUCAUCAAUUUUUUUUUGUAGAUUUUAUGUGUGGUGCGUUUGGAAGUUUCCGCUUCUUCGUUUGUUCGAUGGAAUCGAUAUCAUACAGAGCCUCGAACAAAUUGGAACAAAAUUUGGGCAGGCCAGGGCCCAAACGAGUUUUGCAAAGCACAACCAAUCUACUCCAAUAUCCACGACGAGCUCAACCGGGAGUCUCUAAGCAGAAUCUUGCUACAACUGAAGCUUCCAAUGGAGCUGUCCAUAUACUUGAUCGAAGUAACCGCGGGCUGUGCAGUACGAAUCAAAUUGACAAGUUUGGCGCCGAUAGGAAAGGGACCAAGCGGUCUCCGGACUUCAGAAAAACAGUUGGCGUGAUCUCUUGCGCUAAGAUGCAUCUUUUGCUUUCAAUUGUUGAGACUAAGUAG
This is a messenger RNA of Sclerotinia sclerotiorum 1980 UF-70, 435 nucleotides long. RefSeq lists its product with no specific name. The record is from RefSeq and is a predicted model, not a curated record. The transcript has 2 exons. The coding region runs from base 1 to 435 and encodes 144 amino acids. Lineage: Eukaryota; Fungi; Ascomycota; Leotiomycetes; Helotiales; Sclerotiniaceae.